Molecule: messenger RNA, 2670 nt
Organism: Centropristis striata (black sea bass)
Lineage: Eukaryota; Metazoa; Chordata; Actinopteri; Perciformes; Serranidae
Gene: ehd4
Product: EH-domain containing 4
Exons: 8
Coding region: 163-1803 (546 amino acids)
Biological process (GO): endosomal transport; clathrin-dependent synaptic vesicle endocytosis
Cellular component (GO): clathrin-coated pit; presynaptic membrane; intracellular vesicle
Molecular function (GO): GTP binding; calcium ion binding; protein binding
Source: RefSeq, a predicted model, not a curated record
CACACACACACACACACACACACACUCCUUCCUCCGCUCAGUGUGAAGGACGAAGAGACGACAACAGGCGGAACAUUUGGAAAUAUCGAAACAGGGAAGUGUGAGAGGAGCGCGUGAGCCUGAGGAGAGAGAGAGAGAGAGAGCGCGAGGCGGAGGAGCAGCAUGUUCAGCUGGGUGAAGCAGGAGCAGGGCGGCCGCAACAAGGAGGGGGAGAUGUACCAGACGGUGACGGAGGGCCUCCAGAGCCUCUACCUGAAGAAGCUGCUGCCGCUGGAGGACACAUACCUCUUCCAUGACUUCCACUCCCCGGCCCUGGAGGCCGCGGACUUCCAGAGCAAGCCCAUGGUGCUGCUGGUGGGCCAGUACUCUACUGGGAAGACCACCUUCAUCAGGUACCUGUUGGAGCAGGAUUUUCCGGGGAUGCGGAUCGGUCCGGAGCCGACCACCGACGGCUUCAUCGCCGUGAUGUACGGCGAGAACGAGGGCGUCGUCCCCGGCAACGCUCUGGUGGUCGACCCCAAGAAACCCUUCAGGAAGCUCAACGCGUUCGGAAACUCCUUCCUCAACAGGUUUAUCUGCUCUCAGAUGCCCAACCAGGUUCUUCAGAGCAUCAGCAUCAUCGACACUCCAGGCAUCCUGUCAGGAGAGAAACAACGAAUCAGCAGAGGUUACGACUUUGCGGAGGUGCUGCGGUGGUUCGGCGAGCGCGUGGAUCGCAUCAUUCUGCUGUUCGACGCUCACAAACUGGACAUUUCAGACGAGUUCUCCGAAGCCAUCAGAGCCUUCAAAGGACAAGACGACAAGAUCCGAGUCGUCCUCAACAAGGCCGACCAGGUGGACACGCAGCAGCUGAUGAGGGUGUACGGCGCCCUCAUGUGGUCACUGGGGAAGGUGAUCAACACGCCAGAGGUGUGUCGAGUUUAUCUGGGAUCCUUCUGGGCCAAACCCCUGCAGAACACCGAGAACAGGCGUAUGUUUGAGGCGGAGUCUCAGGACCUGUUCAGGGACAUCCAGAGUCUCCCGAGAAAUGCGGCGCUCCGUAAACUCAACGACCUCAUCAAGAGAGCGCGGCUGGCCAAGGUGCACGCUUACAUCAUCAGCUACCUGAAGAAGGAGAUGCCGUCUCUGUUUGGGCGGGAGAAGAAGAAGGAGGAGCUGAUCAUGAGGCUGCCGGAGAUCUACACCCACCUCCAGAGGGAGCACCACAUCAGCCCCGGAGACUUCCCCAACGUGGCCAAGAUGCAGGACAUGCUGCAGCACUACGACUUCAGUAAGUUCCCGUCUCUGAAGAUGAAGCUGAUCGAGUCGGUGGAUAAGAUGUUGGCCACCAAGAUCGCCGGCCUGAUGUCGAUGAUCCGGGAGGAGGAGUCCAAGCAGCCGCCGGCGAUGGUGUCGGGCGGCGCCUUCGAGGGCUCCCAGGACGGGCCGUUCGGCCAGGGCUACGGCGAGGGCAUCAGCGCCGGGAAGGACGCCGACGACUGGAUCGUCAGCCGCGAGAAGCACCGCUACGACGAGAUCUUCUACAUGCUGAUGCCCGUCAACGGGAAGAUCACCGGCGUCAACGCCAAGAAGGAGAUGAUGAACUCGCGGCUGCCCAACACCGUGCUGGGGAAGAUCUGGAAGCUGGCCGACUGCGACCGCGACGGCAUGCUGGACGACGAGGAGUUCGCCCUCGCCCAGCACCUCAUCAAGGUCAAACUGGAGGGCUACGAGCUGCCCAACGACCUGCCCGACCACCUGGUGCCGCCAUCGCACCGCAAGAACGACUCCGAGGACGCCAUGUACAACCACAGCGAGGACUAGAGCCGCCCGGAGAGACUGACGGAGCCGACAGGAAGUCCAAAUGUACAAAAUCACCAGAGUUCUGCUGCUGAGGUUCAGACUGACCCGAGACGGACCUCCACCAACCGCACAGGAAGUCAAAAUAUACGCUUUUAUUGUGGUAAGGUUUCGCAUUCUGUACAGUUCAGCUGAUUUUAACUCACCAAAGAAGAAACAUAUUGUCAUAUUCUUCCAAUCCUGCUUCAAUUUAGUGCCUUUAUUUUGAAAUUGUUUCUAAGACAUGUCUUUAAUUUUCACUUCCUGUCCUGAUUGCCCUUCAUGUUUUGCUUCUAAAUGACACAACAAAUUAUAAAAUCACCUCCUGCAUUAUAUUAAUUUACAGAAACAUUUCUGACUAUCAAAAUAAAAGUGGGAAAGGGUUAGUCUAUUUUUUUCAACAUCAUAAAAUGAGUUACCUCUUCUUUUUUCUUUCCAUCUUCUGAACAUAAUAGAGUAUAAUUGUAGUAUUCUCAUAUUUUACCAAUCCUGCUUUAAUUUGGACACUUUUAUUUGAAAUAGUUUUGAUGUAAUAAUUGAUCUUUGACUUUCUGUCCUAAUUUUCCUUCAUGUUUUGCAUUUGCAUGUCUAAAUGAUGCAACAAUUGAUAAAAUCACCUCCUACUUUAUAUUAAUUCAUAGGAACAUUUAUCAUACUGAGCUUUGACCUUCAGAAUAAAAGUGGGAAAGGGUAAGACAGUGUUUUUAUUUUAUUUAAUCUAUGUCAUUAAAUCUGCUUCCUGCACAUAACGGGGUAUAAAUAAGUCCACUUUGAUUAUCGAUAUGUAAUUUGUAUGUGAGGAUAAAAUUAUAAUGUAUUCUCAUAUUUAACCAAUCCUGCUUUAAUUUGACA